Messenger RNA from Camelina sativa (false flax), 1730 nucleotides. Its product is annotated as cullin-like protein 5. NCBI's taxonomy places the organism in Eukaryota, Viridiplantae, Streptophyta, Magnoliopsida, Brassicales, Brassicaceae. Gene Ontology annotation, biological process: ubiquitin-dependent protein catabolic process. Gene Ontology annotation, molecular function: ubiquitin protein ligase binding. The record is from RefSeq and is a predicted model, not a curated record.
UGUCAAUCCCGUCUUUCUCCUCCCUCUAGGGUUGUUAAUUGGGAGACCUGCCGUCCUAAAAAUCGCCCGUCCAUACGAUUGCGAAAGUUGCCGAAAUCGCCCGUCGAUUUCUGGUGUCUAUUGAUUCCUUCUGGAUCGGAUUAUCAUGAAGCGCUCGAUCAGCCCCGACCUUUUAUCCUCCGCGAAGUUGCCGAAGCUCCUUCACCACUCACAGGAUGAUGAUGAUGAUGAUGUAGGAGCAGAGGGCAAUUCUUAUUGUCUUCCUUCCUGUAUCGCAGCCUGUUCCUACGUUUAACUAUGGUCCCCGUCGUGUUAGCGGUAUAUACGUUUAACUAUGGUCCCCGUCGUGUUAGCGGUAUAUACGUUUAACUAUGGUCCCCGUCGUGUUAGCGGUAUAUACGUUUAACUAUGGUCCCCGUCGUGUUAGCGGUAUAUACGUUUAACUAUGGCCCCCGUCGUGUUAGCGAAGUACUUAGCGGAUGCGUGGGAGUUGCUAAAGCCAGCAGUCAAAAUCAUAUUAGAUGAUGAAUAUAAGUCUGUCGAUAUCCCCUGCACAAAGAUUUAUAUGGCCGUUCAGCGUGCUUGCUUUGCGGAUGCGGAUCCCGAAACAGUACAAGUGCAUAUUUUCGGUCUUAUCGAGCAGGAGUGUGAGCCACACCUUGCUUCGGUUUUACAGUCUUUAGCGAAGCAAAUCAGUGAUGAUCCUUCUGUUUUGUUGCCACUCGUGCACAAUUGCUGGUUAGACUUUAGAAGGAAGAUGCUGUUUGUGUCUGACUUAGCCAUGUAUGUGACAUGUAAUGAGUAUACACUGUGGGACGGGUGCCAGAAGCUUUUCCAUAAGCAACUCUCCAUGACCUCUCAACUUCAACAUCAAGUUAUUACCGCCAUAUUAGGACUCAUCACUGAUGAAAGAUCAGGCAAGACUACUGCUAACAACACGAGUGAUUUUCUAAAGAAUCUGAUGGAGAUGUUCCUCGGGCUGUCGAGAUAUGUGUUUGAGAAGCCUUUCCUUGAUUCUACUUCCAAGUUUUACUCCGAGCAAGCAGAGAAAAUCCUGCAGCAGUCCGACAUUUCCAACUACUUGAAAUAUGUCGAGGGGGUUUUUCACGCAGAAAGGAAAAAAUGCCGGGAGCAUUAUUUCUUCUUUGCAGCUUGCUGCUUACAACUACCGAGAGUUUUAGAGAGGCAACUACUGGUGGCUCACGUUUCUUUUCUUGAAGAGGGUUUUAAGCUAUUAAUGGAUGAGAGUCUCAUUGAUGACCUUGGAAGAAUGUAUCGUUUGUUCUCUAGGGAAGAUUAUUUGCUGCAUUAUCUAGACCGCAGUUUGAAAUCCUACAUCUUGGCCAAAGGAGAGGGAGCGAGGCAAGAAGGAUCCUUGCAUGAGUUGCAUACUAGCAUUGAUAAGAUAUGGCGUCGAUGCUUUUUUGAGGAUGAAUUAUUGGAUAAGACCAUCAGAGACUUUUUUGAGGGUAUGGGUCUGCAUGUGCCGGGGCAGUGGGAGUGCUCGGAGGAUUAAAGCUGAUUUGUCAAAUGCAUGGAGGGUCGUUUAUCUUAUGGUAGUAGGAAGUUAUGUUGUUUAUUCUGGUAUUGUGUUACGUUUUCUUUAUCAGCCAACGGGCUGUAAUACAUAUGCUGUUGAUGUUUCUUCAGAAUUUACUACAUAUGCUGUUGAUGUUUCUUCAGAAUUUACUACAUGGUGAACAAAAAAAAAAAAUGCAUGUUAUUCUCAA